Molecule: messenger RNA, 2681 nt
Organism: Rubroshorea leprosula
Lineage: Eukaryota; Viridiplantae; Streptophyta; Magnoliopsida; Malvales; Dipterocarpaceae
Source: the annotation of a GenBank genome assembly
UAGUCCUUAGACGCCGCCGUAUUGAGGUGACCGAAGGGGGAAACGAAAUCUUCGCAUCCGGUUAAAAUCCCGCCAAUUACCAAGUUUCAGAAAUUGAACAGACGCCUCUCUUCUUCUUCUUCGAGGAAUCCGAAAAUGGAAGAGCAGAAGAAGAAACGAUGGAGCGUCACCUACACCAAACACAUCAAACAGAAGAGGAAACUUUAUCAAGAUGGUUUCCUCGAUCUUCACACUUCAACAUGCAAGGUGAUAUUGUACGAUGACUGUGAGAAGCUUCUGGAAUGCAGGAUCUUGAGAAAAGAUGAAGAUGUUACCUCUGGGGAAACUCUUACAUUUAAUGCCUAUUUGGUUGAUGUUGGUGAUCCAGAAGGAGAUCAUGAGGAUGAUGACUUAAAUUUUCACAAGCUGAAGAACAACUCAAAUUCUUCUGAACUGAGAAAGGCCAAUUCACAGAAGAAUAAAGUAAGGUCAAGCAAUCUAACUCCGUCGCAGAAGAUAAUCAGGGAGUUCAAGGAUAGCGAACUGCAAAAAUGUGGAGCUCCACAGAUUAGUCCAAAUAGAAUGGAGCCUAACACCACUGAAAUGCAGGUCCUCUACACUACACAACUAACUCAAAGGGCCAAGAAGUAUCAUGAUGGUUUCUUACGUCUUUCAGUCUGUGGAUCCAUGGGGAGAAAGGUCAUGUUGUUUGACCAAAGCAGGAAACUCUUAGAUAGCAGGUUUCUUAAGAAGGAUGAAGUAGUGACUUCUGGUGAAUCAAUAGCAUUUGAUGCUUAUAUGGUUGAGAUCGGAGAAUGUGAAAGAAACCUUGGUGAAGGAAAAAACAGAAAUAACGUUGGGGUAAGACAUGGAGAGCAAAAUAAAUAUGAAAGUGAUGGAAUUGUCAAAAAAGAGUUCAAGACGACUGAAGAACACAUACCAGGAGCAACAGAGAGUAACGCAUACACAAUGCAGACAAAAAUAGAAGAAUGGCAGGUACUGUAUACUACACAUGUUACGCAGAAAGCCAAGAAGUAUCAUGAAGGUAUCUUAAGGCUUGCAAACUAUGAAUCCCGAGGGAGGCAGAUCAUGCUGUAUGAUGCAAGCAAGAAACUAUUGAAUAGUAGAUUCCUAAAAAAAGACGAAGUCAUAAGAUCUGGUGAAUCAAUUGCAUUUGACGCCCAUCUGGUUGACAUUGGGGAACCUGAAGGAAACCAUCAUCAAGAUUUGAAAAAUUCAUGUGCCCAAAUAAGCAGUUGCAAUAUCACUGGGGAGAAAAUGAUUCAUAGAAAGCAGAACUGUCAGACAGCCAAUAAAUUGGUUUUAAAUGGGAAGCCUCAAAAUUACACUUGUCCUAAGGAAUAUCUGCAACUGAAUUCCACUGUCUCAAAUAUAGAUGAUUUAAAAUUAAGAAAGAGUUUCUCAGCCAACAAGCCUUUCCGUGAUGCUCAGCAAAUCUUGUCUGUUCUCCAAAAACCUUUGGCCAAAGAGAUUGUUAAUGUUUCUGCAUGUAGCAAUAAUGGUGGAAUGAGGCAAGUUUCUUCCACCAAGAAGCUUCAAGAUGUUCCUGAAGAAGAUUGUCAAUUCCAGGGGAUAUCAACAGUGUGUUAUGGAUCAAGAGAAGUGGACAUUGGGAAGUCACCUAGGGUUAUCUCUCCUGAAGCCAGGUUAAUAUCUGGUGGUAGUGGUGGACAACUCUCCAAGGACACUGACGCUGGAAACUCUCAUCAGUCUGACUCGAAUAAUCUUCAAGCCAAUACCCAAUAUCUUAAUGAAGCAUUUGUUUUUGGCACUUCAAGUUCAAUCCGCUGUCCUCCUGAGCCAGUUGAGGAUAAACACAAUAACUCAGAAGAUCUCAAGAUUGCAAUGGAAACCGAUGAAUGCCCAAGUUUUGACCUUGGAUUUUGAGUGAAGAUGUUUGCAUGCCAAUUUGUCACAUGUGCCCUUCAAGAUUAAAGCAAUCCUCAAGACAUCAGUCCACUGCAUUAAUAGUGUUCAUGCCAAUUUUGGAACUCAUGUAAAUUGUUCAAUUGCAUUACUAAUACACAAUUUGUACAGGAAAAUAAUCAGUAUUACCUACUAAUCUACCUUCAUAAGAUUAAUAAAAACAAGUUUAGGUACCGGCACCUGUGAUUUCAAGCGACAUUGACCAUAACUCAAUUCUUGAAAACCAUGCCAUGGACAUUGAUUUGCCAGAAUCUGUUACUGGCACUAUGAGUGAUAUGCCAGGUGAAAGCCAGUCAUUAGUAAGUACCAAUGUGAAUGGCUUUGCAAUUUCAAAUGAUGGUGAAAAUGUUGUUGUGCCACAUCCAAGCAAUUCCAAUGAUGAAGACAGGAUUGAGUAGGCAGAUUGAAACUACUUUUCUCCUGCAAUUUUUGUUUUAUCAUCAAUUUCAAGAAUUAUCAAGGGUGUUACACGAGCACUUUCAUCAAAAUUUUAAGAUGACAUGAUAACGAGUAAGAAGUUGGGAUGUUUCGAUUUACAGAGCUGGAAGUUUCUCCAUGACACAUGCUUUCAGAUCAUCAAGCUUCAGUUGCAUCAGUUCAAGUACUGACUAGAAGGAAAUCUGUUGUAAUUAGUGACCAUAUUGCUAAUCCCAUUCCUGGCAAUCAGGUAUUGUAUAUUUACAUAUUGAGUUCUCCAUUCAAACCUUGUUGCAUCUUUUUAUUUACUUUUUUCUUGAUAAACUUGAUCAUAACUU